Molecule: messenger RNA, 5421 nt
Organism: Clupea harengus (Atlantic herring)
Lineage: Eukaryota; Metazoa; Chordata; Actinopteri; Clupeiformes; Clupeidae
Gene: fam20cb
Product: FAM20C golgi associated secretory pathway kinase b
Biological process (GO): protein phosphorylation; enamel mineralization
Cellular component (GO): Golgi apparatus
Molecular function (GO): protein serine/threonine kinase activity
Source: RefSeq, a predicted model, not a curated record
ACGCUAAGCAAGGUUGGAUUUAGAAGCUCUGCGCUGCUGCCUUCAUCAUGACAUAUAACACACCCACCCCAGCUCUCGCACUCUACACAACUAUUUCCUCAAGUCUACGCCUAGGUGUAACUUGUGGACUGAACAAAAAAUCUUGCACUUGUCAGAAAUAGCAUUCUUUCGUCGUAGUUGUUGUGAUCGCCGUGCUGACGUGAGUAUCUAGAAAUGUACACUUUGCCCGACGGAAGCAGAUUGGUGCAUCACUUUCUCUUCGCCUUCUGCGCACGUUGAUUGGUUUUAUAUCGUGCUUCAAAUGACUGCACUGCUUUGACCAAGUCUGGGCUGCUGGAGGUUCCUGGAGAAACCCGUACGUUUCUAUGUGAACAACUGGCAGGAAUUGAAACAACACCUCUUACGACACCUCUGUUCUGCCAUGGAGCACAAGUUGCAGGCUACAAAUGUCUUCCUAGUGCUCAGAUGAUGUGGACCGGAGGUUUGUGCGCUGCAGAUCCGAGGAUGGACAGCUCCGUUGAGGAUCUGGCGAACACACAUCAUUGUGGAUAAAUCCACGUUGUCCUUCUGAAAGCGCAUACAGAAACAACGUCGCCACUUCUGAGGCAUGAACGCCGCGAAAGUGUCACCGCGUUGAGUUUAUGGUUCGUUUCGGAGCGAGGAGAUAUUUUUGAAUGCUGCAUGCACAGGUUCGCCACUGGCCCGUGCCUGGUCAACCUAUAGGCUACACCUGGCGACAUGAUCAGAAUUUGGUCGUUUUGAACUGCCAAGAGAAGUGGAUCGGCGUUGGACAUUGACAACUGUAUUUUGAAAAGCAAGCUGUGCUCUUAUAUCUUACAAAGCUGGCAAAUGAACAUGGUAACGUUAAUUUAUACCUUUUGAAAUUAGCGGUCAGCGUAGUGUACACCUUUUGCGAUGUAGUGUGUCUCUUCGUUUUUGCUCUUAUUAUUCUCAUCGAACAGGACACUAUGAAGAUGAUACUCUUUCGUAAAUUUCGAGUUUUAAUCCUCAUGGUGUUCCUUAUAGCAUGCUCGAUGCAUAUUAUGAUAGACUUGUUACCAAAACUGGAGCGACGGAGCAACAGCGCCUGUUCUUGCCCUCACCGACAGAGCGAGGAGCCUCAGAACUGGGGCAAACAUCGACCCAGGACGGGACCAGAUUCGGGCUGGCCUAACAAGCACACUUUGCGAAUUCUUCAAGACUUUAGCAACGAGCCUAGCUCUAAUCUGUCCUCACAUUCACUGGAAAAAAUAACAGCCACUGGAGAUAAAACAGAAGCUCUUCAAAGACUCGAACAUUUCGCACAAAACAGCGAGGGCAAGAAGCAAUUUAUCGGGGACGCAAACUCAAGCAAGAAUGUACCUGUCAAAGGUUCUCGUCUUGCUGCGUUGUAUGAACACCCCCUUUACAAAAGACAUUUGCCGUCACUGACAGACGAGGACACGUUAUUCAACGUCAACACGGACAUACGAUUUGACCCGAAAGCUGCAGAGAACCAAGAAUGGCAUACUCAAGGCAAGGAUGGAGAGUACACUCAAAAUGGAGAGCUGUCAGCCGAUGCUUAUCCAAACUGGCUGCGCUUCCACAUAGGAAUAAACCGAUACGAGCUCUAUUCUCGCUACAACCCGGUCAUCGAGGCCAUGCUCAAGGAUCUUGUGACUCAAAGAAUCACCAGUGUUGCCAUGAAAUCUGGAGGCACACAGCUGAAGCUCAUCAUGACAUUCCAGAACUACGGCCAGGCCCUGUUCAAACCCAUGAAGCAAACCCGGGAGCAGGAAACCCCCCCUGACUUCUUCUACUUCUCAGACUUUGAGAGGCACAACGCUGAGAUAGCCGCCUACCAUCUGGACAGAAUCUUGGAUUUCCGGCGAGUUCCUCCAGUGGCAGGAAGGUUGGUGAACAUGACGAAGGAGAUUAGGGACGUGACACGAGACAAGAAGCUCUGGAGGACCUUCUUCAUAUCCCCAGCCAAUAAUGUGUGUUUCUAUGGCGAGUGCUCGUACUACUGCUCCACGGAGCACGCUCUGUGUGGGAAGCCGGACCAGAUCGAGGGCUCGCUGGCCGCCUUCCUGCCUGACCUGGCUCUGGCCAAGCGCAAGACCUGGAGGAACCCGUGGAGACGCUCCUACCACAAGCGCAAGAAAGCAGAGUGGGAAGUAGACCCAGACUAUUGUGAGGAGGUCAAGCAGACUCCCCCCUACGACAGUGGAACACGCCUGCUUGACAUCAUGGACAUGACCAUCUUUGAUUUCCUCAUGGGAAAUAUGGAUCGCCACCACUAUGAGACCUUUGAGAAGUUUGGGAACGAGACGUUCAUCAUCCACCUGGAUAAUGGAAGAGGGUUUGGGAAACAUUCCCAUGAUGAGGUGUCAAUCCUGGUGCCUUUGAGUCAGUGUUGCAGGGUGAAGAAGUCGACGCACCUGCGCCUCCAGCUGCUGGCCAAGGAGGAGCUCAAGCUGAGCACGCUGAUGGAGGAGUCCCUGCAGCAGGACCGCCUGGUGCCCAUCCUCAUCCGGCCGCACCUGGAGGCCAUGGACCGCCGCCUGCGCCUGGUGCUGCAGGUGCUCUCCGACUGCGUGGAGAAGGAGGGCUACGCCAGCGUGGUGGAGGACGACCUGAGCAGCACGGCCCAGACCGCGGCGGGCGCUGCUGCCGCUGCCGCCGCUCCCCUCGCGCCCACCACCACGCAGAGGAGGUAGUAGACCCGGUGGGACGAGACGGACUGCUUCUGCAGGACGGCGGGUCUUUAGUCCCCCCCAAUGCGGAUGCCGACGUGGAGGCGAGAUGGGGGUUGUUUGUGGACUAGCGAAAGUAAAGACGCUUCUUUGUUCUGGGGCGAACCUUGUUUAUUGUGUUUGUUUUGAAUUCAGUGAAUUCCAUAAGACUCGGUCAUGCAUUCCUCAACUGCCUGUGUUUGUUUGUGUGUGUGUGUGUAAAUGUGUUCAUGGGUUGGACACACACACACACACACACACACACACACACACACACACACACACACUGGCAGUUGCAAAAAGCGAAAGGGAGUAUUUUGGAUGGAGUCGUCAAUAUUCCUGAAAUUCGUCGUCUUCACACUUGACAUGUGGAGAGAGCAAGACACUUCUUCUCUUGUUGAUAUUUUUGUUGUUGUUGUUGUUGUUGUUUUUCUAAUUUAAAAGAGCUUUGAUUGGAGCGCAGGUUUGCUCCGACAUGUCCAUACAGACGUGCACCAAAUAUUCCUUUCUCUAGAAUUGUAUUUAUUAAGUGUCAUAUUUAUUAUUUCAAAGAAAGAAAAAAAAACGAUUGACACUUUUAUUUCAAGAUGGCCUGAUAAGCCUUAUGAUUUAUUUUUUCUUGGGGGGGGGGUCAACAAAUCAACUCAACAGAACGGUUGUCUAUGUGCAGUCUCUGCAGGUAGAGGUUCAGUGCCUGUUUGGAUUCUGCCGUCCAAUACUAGCUGGAUUUAAAGGUUUCUCGUAUUUACUCUAACAAUAUCCACCCCAAAGUUCACAGUUCAAUGUGAGAACUCAUUUAGGUGGUUGGAUCACCAGUUCGGCAUCACAUCUCGGGACAGAAUUGCUUUCAUUGUUUUAACACCAGUAUAAGAGUACCAAAGGCUUGUGUUUGUUGAGAGGGUUGUUAACACGGUGACAUGGGUCCCUGACGAUCGAAAGGACUGUACCUAGUAGUACAGGCAGAAGAGGCUCUUAAAACCGAUGGUCACAGAUCUACAUGGAGGUGUGCUUGAUACCAUAUCAAGGAUUCGUUUCAAUCUACUCUUGGUCCUCCUCAACAAUGCUCAACUCCCAUUUCAGAGGGAAAGGUUUAGCCCAAUGUAUGUUUGUGAAAUGCCAUGUCAUGUGGGAUCACUUUAAUGCUAAAUGAUUUUACAGGGUAAAUUAGUGGAAUUCCAGCCGUGCCAUGGAUUUCCUCAUGGUAAAACAGGCCAACAGCAGAAACAAUUAAGUAAUAUUUUGGUCACAGGAAACAUUGCAAUUGUACUCUAGAACUGGUUGUGAUAAAUGGAUAGAUUAGUGUUGUCACAUGGCUACAACCAGUGCCAUUUUUUUUUUUUUAUUACGGUGUCUGUAUGUGGUGUGACCACAGGAUUUAAGAGUCAGAUUUUCAAUGAGACUUGAGAGGCUCUUAAUAGGAGGACAAACGUUCUUUGAUGUUAUUCCAAAAGAGAUUAUGUUUUUUUUUGUUUUUAAUCAUGUGCCUCAGUAAAACAUCUGUAGUUAUGAAGACUUCAUAAACACUACAGUCUAAUCUCAAAGGACAACCUCAGUCAUAAACCUUCCUUUGUGACAUGGAAAAUUUGCUUUAAGUCAAAGACAAAACAGGUCAGCUCUCACUACACAUAUGUAAGCGAGUAAGCCACUGUCAGUUGUAAACCCAAGUCAUCUGAGCUUUUUCCUGCUUCCGACCAAAAUGUGCUAUGAUGGAUUAGUAGCCUGUAUCCCAGAUCAUAGAAUAACAUGCUGUUAUGUUUGUGUACAGUUACUUUGACUUUUGUAGACCUCUGGUUAAAAAAUGGAAUUAUAACCACAAAGAUUUGUUGAAAGUCAUAUAUUUCAGUCACAUCCUCUCAGUCAGUUUGUACAGCUUAAAUGAAAAACAGUUUUAUCAUACUCAUACUCAACAGUUUAUUUAAACAGUCUUACUUUUUCUUUUUCAUGGCUUUGUUUUAGCAUAUUUGCACAGAAGAUUUUCAUUCCAAGACAAUACAGUCUUAAGUCCACUCAUGCAAAUCUGGUGGCCGCAUAGCUUUAUACUCAUUCAGAAUCAUAUUAUGUUGGUUAUGCUCGCACUCACGUCAGUUCUGCAAGGUUCACCACACCGCUACGGACAUUGCUUCUCCAUAUUAUACCAUAGGCUUUUUCCAUUACAAAAUGUAAUUCAUUUGCAGUAUAAAAUACAGUUGAUGACUUUAAAAAAGAUCUUUUUUCUAAGUUGUUUCUUAAGAUAACUAUGAUGUACAGAUAUUCAUAAUGAUAUCCGGUGGCGAUAUCAUUUUAAUAGUAGAGAGCGCUAUUCUAGUGAACACAUUUCAGUACUGCUGAAUACAUAUGUAGGUAUGUGAAUCCAGUGCCUGUGCAAUGAUAGGAAUACUUGAAUGUUUUUGGGUUAAAGGUGAUUUUAAGAAAACAACGAAAAAAAUGAAAACAUGGUGAACGCUAUACUGGGGUUAGGUGUUACAUUUUUUGGGGAUGGGGUGGGUUUGCCCAUCUUGGGGGCACUUUUAGCCAAGAACACAACCUACAUUUUCUGUUUCCUGACUUUUCACAACUGUGUUUAUUAUUCAGAAUACUUUGACAACAUCAUGGACUAUUUUGGCAGCCAUUUGCUUCUCUACCUUUAUGUGUUGUUUCUGUGGAGAUUUUUUUUGUUUUGUUUUUGCUACAUGGUAAAAGUGCAAUAAAACAAAAUGGGCAGAACAAA